This is a messenger RNA of Penicillium digitatum Pd1, 363 nucleotides long. RefSeq lists its product as uncharacterized. The record is from RefSeq and is a predicted model, not a curated record. Lineage: Eukaryota; Fungi; Ascomycota; Eurotiomycetes; Eurotiales; Aspergillaceae.
AUGACUCGCCACACCUCUAUCGACUCUGAGUGUCCCAUGAUGGCUCAAUCGAACCGAAACUCAAAGAGAUUCUCCACUGUCAGUGGAAGCCCCUCACUGGCUGCUUCCGAUCGCACAAACGGCACUCUGCCCAGCGGCGACCCCAGAAUCGCUGACAUCGUCUACCUCCACGAUGGCUUUGGGCGCCUUGAGAACGAGAUUCUCAACAAGCAGCGAUUUGUGCCCACAGAGGAGAAGUCGAACAACCUGAACAAACUUGCUCUUGGGGCCAAGGUCGAGCGUGCUCUAGACCGGAGGAUGACUGGCCAAGACGCUGUCAUGCGCAAGCCUCUCUCUGAAAAGACUGUGGUGCAAACUGACUAG